Molecule: messenger RNA, 1737 nt
Organism: Quercus robur (English oak)
Lineage: Eukaryota; Viridiplantae; Streptophyta; Magnoliopsida; Fagales; Fagaceae
Exons: 7
Coding region: 1-1737 (578 amino acids)
Molecular function (GO): nucleic acid binding; RNA-DNA hybrid ribonuclease activity
Source: RefSeq, a predicted model, not a curated record
AUGGAAGGACAACUUUGUUUAGGAUGGAAUUGUCGUGGGCUUAGGAACCUGUGUACAGGGAGGGAGCUCGAGGAAAUCAUACGGGCAAAAAAUCUCACUGUAGUGUUUUUAGCUGAGACGCUUACAGAUGAUGCAAAGCUAGAGUUUGUUCAAAGAAGUAUUGGUUUUGAUCAUAGAUGGGUUGUACCAAGAGUGGGAAGAGGUGGAGGACUAAUUCUUUAUUGGAAAGCAUCGAUCAAUCUAAAGGUGGAAGAUUCGGAUAGGUACUAUAUUGAUGUGGUGAUUGAUAAAAAUACGGAGAAUGAGUGGAGAUUAAUGGGUUUUUAUGGUGAACUUGAUACAGCGAGACGUCAUGAAGCUUGGGCCAAGCUUAGGACUUUGAACUCACGACCUGAAAAGCCAUGGCUUUGUUAUAGGGAUUUUAAUGAAAUCAUCAGACAAGAUGAGAAACUUGGGGGUGCAAGAAGGCCUUAUAAUCAGAUGCAGCGAUUUAGGGAGGUGAUUGAUGAAUGUGGGUUCAUGGACUUGGGAUUCGAGGGCUCUAAGUUCACUUGGAGCAAGCACUUCGAAAAUGGGGUUUCAAUUUGGGAGAGGCUUGAUAAGUGUUUGGUAAAUAAUAGUUGGUUCAUGAAGUUUAGAGGUUCAAAGGUUUGUGAGGAGGUGGUAGUUUCGGCUUGGGGCAAUGGGUGUGAAGUCGGUUAUGAGGGUGAUAUACUAAGAAAAGUGGAGAAGUGUGGAAAGGAAUUGGGGCAAUGGGAGAAAAAUGUUUUUGGGAAUGUGAGAUUGGAAUUGAACCAUUUGAAAAAGGACCUAGCUAGAGAAGAGAGGGCAGCCAUGGUUAGUGGGAUUAAUUUUAGGGUGAGACAAAUUAAAAAAGAGAUUGAGGUAUUGCAGGAUAGGGAAGCUAUGAUGUGGGCUCAACAAUCACGAAUUCUAUGGCCAAAUCAGGGGGAUAAAUAUACAAAGUAUUUCCAUAGUUGUGCCUCAAAGAGAUAUAGGAAGAACUUAGUGGAAGGCAUCUUAGAUUGUGUGCCUACAGUGAUAGAUGAGGAGAUGAAUGAAAGUCUAUGUAGAAAGUUUGAAGCAAGUGAAGUAGCUACUGCCCUCCAACAAAUGGCGCCCCUCAAGGCACCUGGACCGGAUGAAAGAGAGGAAGCCAGUGUCACAAUUGCUUUGUAUAAAUGUACCACUACUCAAACUGUCUUGUUUAUGGAAGCAAGAGGGCGUUUUAGUUCAACCGUACCAAUCAGAGAUGAUGGAUACAAAGAGUUAUUUACAUCAGUUCCUCUUUUGGUUAAGGUAAAUUUUGAUGGCGUUGUGUUCCAUGAUCUCAGCAAAGCAAGUGUUGGUGUCGUGGUUCGUGAUACACAUGGGAUGGUUUUAGCUUCAAUGUCCAAACAAAUUCCUCUUCCCAAUUCUGUGGCAAAGGUGGAAGUCAUUGCCGCUGUGAAAGCUAUAAACUUUGCUCAAGAAGACGAUUUCUCUUCGUUUGUUUUUGAAGGCGAUUUCAAGGCUAAAAUUUGUAUGGCUUCUUUUAAUUUCUAUCAUUUUUCUCAUAUUCGUAAACAAGGUAAUUGUGUUGCUCAUAACUUUGGUAGACAUGCUAGACAUGUUAGCGAUCUUCUUGUGCGGAUGGAGGAUGUUUCUCCACACAUCAACUCUAUUCUCUUAGCCGAUUUUGGUCAAUUUGUUUUGUGGGGGCCAGUUAAUCAGGAGGUUCUGUUAAGGCUGUAUUAA